AUGAGUGGACCACCAGCUAUUGUAUUUACCGAUUGGGACGGAACUGUGACUCUCCAGGAUUCCAAUGAUUAUUUAACCGAAAACCUUGGAUUCGGUAAACCAAGAAGACUUGAAAUCAACGACGAAAUAUUGAAUGAGAGAGUUUCUUUCCAAGAGGGUUUCACCGAGAUGUUGAAAUCUAUUCCAACUCCAUUUCCAGAAUGCAUUGAGUAUUUGCUCAAACACAUCCAAUUGGACCCGGGGUUCAAAGAUUUUUACCACUGGUGCUUCGAAAGAAAUAUUCCGGUCAUUGUUAUCAGUUCUGGUAUGAAGCCAAUUAUCCAUGCCUUGUUAAAAAACUUGGUUGGUGACGAAGCUAUCAAAAACAUUGAAAUUAUCAGUAACGAGGUGGAUGUUAAAGCGGAUGGCAGCUGGAACAUUGUCUACAAAGAUCCAGAGACCUCUUUUGGCCAUGAUAAGUCUAAGUCUAUUAGAGAGUACUUAGAACGUAAUGGUUACUCGAGUCAGAACGUGCCAUUAUUGUUCUAUUGUGGUGAUGGUGUUAGUGAUUUGUCUGCGGCAAAGGAGACUAACUUGUUGUUUGCUAAACAUGGUAAGGACUUAAUCACUUACUGUAAUAGAGAAAACAUCCCAUAUACCGAAUUCAACAGCUUUGAAGAUAUAUUGAGUAAAGUCACUAAGAUUGUUGAAGCCAAAGGUAAAAAUAUCAAUGAGUUUUUAGAAAACCAUUAA
Debaryomyces fabryi is the source of this 732-nucleotide messenger RNA. Its product is annotated as putative phosphoric monoester hydrolase. The record is from RefSeq and is a predicted model, not a curated record. The coding region runs from base 1 to 732 and encodes 243 amino acids. NCBI's taxonomy places the organism in Eukaryota, Fungi, Ascomycota, Pichiomycetes, Serinales, Debaryomycetaceae. The transcript has a single exon. Gene Ontology annotation, molecular function: phosphatase activity.